CCGUAGCGGGGCGUGGCUCUGCGGAGCGGAGAGGCGGCCAUGGCGGCGGGGAGCGCCAUCCAGAUCCCCAGCCGGCUGCCGCUGCUGCUCACCCAUGAAGGCGUCCUGCUGCCCGGCUCGACCAUGCGGACGAGCGUGGACUCGCCGCGCAACAUGCAGCUGGUGCGCAGCCGGCUGCUGAAGGGCACCUCGCUGCGCAGCACCAUCAUUGGCGUCAUCCCCAACACCAGCGACCCCACGUCCGACAGUGACGACCUGCCCUCGCUGCACAGGAUUGGCACUGCUGCUUUGGCAGUUCAGGUGGUUGGUAGCAACUGGCCCAAGCCACAUUAUACACUGCUGGUUACGGGCCUCUGCCGGUUCCAGAUCCUGCAGCUGCUGAAGGAGAAGCCGUACCCUAUUGCAGAAGUUGAGCAAUUGGAUCGACUCGAGCAGUUUACAAAUCAGCAUAAGUCUGAGGAGGAACUUGGAGAGUUGUCAGAACAGUUCUACAAAUAUGCUGUGCAGUUGGUUGAGAUGCUGGAUAUGUCUGUUCCUGCAGUUGCAAAGCUGAGACGUCUUCUGGACAAUCUGCCUAGAGAAGCUUUGCCAGAUAUACUGACUUCAAUCAUUCGUACGUCCAACCAAGAGAAGCUUCAGAUCCUAGAUGCUGUUAGGCUGGAGGAAAGGUUCAAGAUGACUAUACCAUUGCUUGUUAGACAAAUUGAAGGACUGAAGCUUCUUCAGAAAACAAGAAAGCACAAACAGGAUGAUGAUAAAAGGGUUGUAGCUAUUCGUCCGAAUAGAAGAAUCAAUCAUAUUCCAAGCACUGCAGAAGAUGAGGAGGAGGAGGAAGAUCACGAUGAUGUUGUCAUCCUUGAAAAAAAGAUUAGAACUUCCAGUAUGUCAGAACAAGCUCUUAAAGUUUGUCUUAAGGAAAUAAAGAGAUUAAAGAAGAUGCCUCAGUCGAUGCCAGAAUAUGCUUUAACACGAAAUUACUUGGAGCUUAUGGUAGAAUUGCCAUGGAACAAGAGUACGAAAGAUCGCCUUGAAAUUCGUGCAGCUCGAAUUCUUCUGGAUAAUGAUCAUUAUGCUAUGGAAAAGUUGAAGAAAAGAGUUUUGGAGUACUUAGCUGUCAGGCAGCUAAAAAACAACCUCAAGGGACCCAUUCUUUGUUUUGUGGGACCCCCAGGAGUUGGCAAAACCAGUGUGGGAAGAUCAAUUGCAAAGACUUUGGGUCGAGAAUUCCACAGAAUUGCUUUAGGAGGUGUCUGUGAUCAAUCUGAUAUCCGAGGCCAUAGGCGCACCUACGUUGGCAGCAUGCCUGGCAGAAUAAUCAAUGGACUGAAGACUGUUGGGGUUAAUAAUCCGGUGUUCCUUUUAGAUGAGGUUGAUAAGCUGGGGAAGAGCUUGCAGGGAGAUCCUGCAGCAGCCUUACUAGAGGUCCUGGAUCCCGAGCAAAACCACAGUUUCACUGAUCACUACUUAAAUGUAGCCUUUGAUCUGUCCCAAGUCCUUUUCAUAGCUACAGCCAAUACUACAGCAACUAUCCCACCUGCUCUGCUCGACAGGAUGGAAGUCAUUCAGGUUCCAGGAUAUACACAAGAAGAAAAAAUUGAAAUUGCUCAUAGACACUUGAUUCCUAAACAGCUUGAACAACAUGGCCUUACUCCGCAGCAGAUACAGAUUCCACAAGUAACCACUUUAGACAUAAUUACAAGGUACACUAGAGAGGCAGGAGUCCGCUCUCUGGAUCGAAAGCUGGGGGCUAUUUGCAGAGCAGUGGCAGUGAAAGUGGCAGAAGGGCAGCACAAAGAAACGAAGCCUGAUCGUUCUGAACUGGGUGAAGGAGAAGACUGCAAAGAACAUGUCACAGAAGACGCAAAAUCAGAAUCCAUCAGUGACACGGCUGACCUGGCUCUGCCACCUGAAAUGCCAAUUUUAAUUGAUUUCCAUGCUUUAAAAGACAUCCUGGGGCCACCCAUGUACGAAAUGGAGGUAUCAGAACGCUUAAGUCAACCCGGAGUUGCCAUAGGCCUGGCCUGGACUCCGCUGGGAGGCGAGAUCAUGUUUGUGGAAGCCAGCCGAAUGGAUGGGGAAGGGCAGCUCACUUUGACUGGUCAGCUGGGAGAUGUCAUGAAGGAGUCAGCACAUCUUGCAAUCAGCUGGUUGCGCAGCAAUGCAAAGAGAUACCAGCUCACUAAUGCUUCUGGAAGUUUUGAUCUCCUUGACAACACUGACAUCCAUCUGCACUUCCCAGCUGGAGCUGUCACAAAAGACGGACCAUCUGCUGGUGUUACCAUAGUAACCUGCCUUGCUUCCCUCUUCAGUGGGCGGCUGGUGUGCUCAGAUGUAGCCAUGACAGGAGAAAUUACACUAAGAGGCCUUGUUCUUCCAGUUGGAGGAAUUAAAGACAAAGUGCUGGCAGCGCACCGAGCUGGACUGAAGAGAAUUAUCAUUCCUCAAAGAAACGAAAAAGAUCUUGAAGAAAUUGCACUGAAUGUACGGCAAGAUCUGACUUUUGUUAUGGCAAGCUGUCUGGAUGAAGUUCUUAAUGCAGCUUUUGACGGAGGAUUUUCAGUUAAGCCCAGAGUUGAGCGUUUGAAUAGUAAACUUUAAGUUGACAGGCUGAGAUUACUUCUAUAUCAAAUUUUAAUAGAGAAUAGUAACUAUCAACUAGAUAUGUAUAUCUAAUAUAAAUAUGAGCUAAGACUGAUAGUUUAAAACUGAGUGUAAAUGCAAUCAAAAUAAAAAUAGUGCUUUAGCAGUUAACAACCCAGACCCAUAUUUGCUGGGUAUGCUGCCUUUUACUACUGCCAGCAAAGAGUCUUAAAAAAAAUACUUUUUUCCUGAUAGUGAGAUUCAAGCAUGAGUAACCUAAUGCUAUUGAGAAACAAUUCCUUACCUUAUCUGGUAUGUAGUUAUAUCAGUGUCAACAGCUGAUGACAUCCGCAAAGACUUCAGGCCCACAGACAGAGAAUGGUACACAAUUUGUGUGUUCAGAGAACACAAACUGCAGCAAACACAGCACAGAACAGCAAGAGGGGUAAUUAAUAAUGGGGACGUUAAUCAAAAGCAAACUGAUUUGGUGCACAGGUGUUUUCUUUUUAGUAAGUAACAUUGAGGCAAUCUGUUAAGGAGGGGUGGCAUCAGAAAAAUCAAGAUUUUGGAAUUAGUAAGGAAAUGCAUAGAAGAUUUAAGGAUAACAGAAGCAAUAGUUCUAGUUUGUAGCAGUGUUGAUGUAGGCAUCAUUUUUUCAAACCUGAAUUAAUUACAGGAAUACACUCAUUUUUGCCUAGGAAGGGUAAUAAUGCAUUAAUGUUGAUGUGUGCAAAGUUGUACUUACAGCCCUGGAAGUAGGUGGCACAUACUCUGAAGACUCAUAGAAAAGACUGAGCCUGGUAACACGUGGGAGGGGCAAAGUACUCCUUAAUUCCUACGUGAUACAAAAGUAGGAACACUGCUGAUUCUAGGAUACUUAUGUUUAGUGUUUAGACUCCAAACGCUACAUCCAUUUAAACAAUACCAAUAAAACUACUGGAUAAUUAAAUUUUAUUAGGUAGUGCACACUAAUAAUGUAAGAUUUGAGAAAGUGUUUAUAUCCCCUCUGAGUCAGUAGCUUUGUCUCUUCAGUGUUUAACACAGGAAUUUAACUUUAUGGAAUCUGCAGUUCUGAGUUUUUCAUUGUUUUGUAUGAGGGUAAGCCACAAGAGAAAACCUACUCUCUAGUAUUCUGUUCUUGUCUCUUGCUUCUGUUCUUGUUAAUUCUGAAAUGACUGAAGUAUCCUUAUGAAAACGCAAAUUGUAUCAGUGACAGAAGAAUCCUUUGUUUGGCUUUAAUUUCAAUUGGUAAAAAGAAAGCUGAUUUACGUGGAAUAUAACGGUAAUUAUAUUAAUAAAUUCAAUGGGUAUUUUUUCACUAGGUUAUAAAAACUUUCACAGAAGACUUAAUCUAAUAAAAUGAUUUUUAAAAAAAGCAACACUUUUUGCUUUACUAUCUUAAGAAUUACACACUUCAGUUAUUCAGUACCUAAGUUCCACAGUUAAGAGACAACAGGCCCUAUUUUUCUGCCUUAAAAAUUACUUGAAUGUAACAAGUGUGAAAUAACUGGACAAUCAGUAAAACAGCAGAAAGGAACGAUAACUAAUAUGCUGCUUUGCCUCUAAUGAGGACUAGUAAGGGGAAAAUAAUAUUUUCUUUACUCAACUUGAUGCAGAUCAAAUGAGUCCUGUACUACUUAGCACUAGUAAGAGAACAGACAUGCAUGGAAAGCAAAUACUGUUGUUCUUUUUUUUUUUUAAUAAUAAGCUUCUACAGCAAUUUCAGAAGAACAAGGAGUUGCUCUGAAGAAAGAUAAGCAAUAAGUUUCUGCCACAUUGCUCCAACUCAUGUCUUGUCCACAUGGACUUUAUCUGAAAGGUGAGAGCUUUAAUGCCAUUCUAGAAUAUCUUUAGUCUGAGUAGCUUUUCAAUUUCCCACUUCAGAGCUGAUGUGUAUUACUUAAAAGAUUUUUUUUUUUAAUUCAAACAGAAGUAUUAUCCAUUAUAACAGAUAUUAUAGUUUAAAUGUUCUUGGCUUUUGCUGAGCGCUCUUGAGCAUAGCCGUCUGUGCAGCAGCAAGCCAAAGUAAUAAAGAUCUUUAAAAGUAAAGUAAUUUCAGUACACUAGAGGUUAUCCUGCAUUGCAACUGACAGUUAAACAGACGUGAUAAAGAUGAGGGUGUCUUGAGACUAUACUGUAAAAUAACUAGCUUUAUCCAGAGCUAAAAAGCAGCACUGGUAGCUCCUUUCCUCUGUCCACAGUCCACACUGUAAACUGCUACAGAUAAAACUGUCUCACUAAUGCAAUUCAUGCUUUUAAUCACAGUAGCUUUGAAAACAUACUAGAUAAUACAAUGGCAUAGGUAGCAAUACAAAACAGUCUGCUUAAUCCAUUUCAGUUUUAAAGCAAUACUGCAAAUGCGAACUAAUGAGAAAUACCAAAUAUUAACAUCCAUAUUUGUCAGACAUUUUACUUUUAAGGCUUUCUUUUUUUCCCCCCUGAAGGCAAUGAAAAACAACAGAGGUAGUACUAGGGAAGAAUGCAAGAUCUACUGCAUUUCAUUUAAUCAAGACAAAUGUGAGUACUAUUUCUCCAUACAGAAAGUACUUUCUAAAAUAAACAGCUAAUGCUAAAACACUGCCAGGCUUUAAUACACCAUUUAUUUUAGAUUAGGUAGUAAACUGUACAGAUUGUUACGAUGUUUUCAUUUUUCAUAUAUGGACCAUGGUUUUAUUUACCAGAUCCUCAAACUACUAAGAGGAGAGAUCCACUGACUUACGCUUCCACUACUUUUGAACAUCUAGGCCUAAGUGUAAUUCGUUUAAUCAUUCCAUCAGAUGAUGGACAUCAAAUUUUUAUACAGGUUGUUUUUUGUGUUUUAAACCAAAUGAACACUAGUUUAAAGGAAGUCAGUACACAUUAUUUAUGCUAGAGCAUUUGUCAUUUGUAAAGCAUGACUAAAAAAGUCUGUUACAAGCACAAUUUUUAGUCCCCUUCAGAAGUAUAUUCUUGAUUUCCAGCCUAAUAAAAGUCACCAUAGAACAGUGCAAGAAGGCUCAAAGUUCUUUUGGGCAACACAACACGAGUACAAGCAGCAGCAAUCUCGCUAACUCAUGCACUUACACAGCCCUGUGAUGCUCAAGUUGCAAGUACCAGACUGCUCAGGGUGACCCGAGCAGGCUCUUAGCUAGAUUUCCUUUCAAAACCUGAGCUCAAAAGCAGAUAACAUGAGCACAUGACCUUCACUCCAAGCCAGCCAAUGGGGGGAAGUGGGUCUAUGCCUAUAAAAAUAAUUUGCAUAUUUAGCCAAGUUUCUGUCAGUAGACCAAAAGACAAAACUCAGGUAAAUGUAGGCACACUUAAUCAGGUGAGUACUGAAUUCUGAAGACUGCACUCAGUUUGUUGUGUACUUGUAAGGAAAUGCUAGACUGAAGGAUUAGCUCCUUCUGAAACAUUUAUGUAUUGCCACAGGAUACCCAUACAUCUCAUACAUUAAAUCUGUGCACAGUUCCAACAUAUAAGUAAUACUAAUAAGUAAAACUUUCCUUCGUAUUACGACACCGACUGCUUCUGUAUUAUUUGAUGAAUCCAACUUCCAACUUGGUAGGCUUUAUGUUCCUUACCUGUAGAAUUACUUACCUCAUCAUGCAUCAAAAUAAUAUGAACAAGAGUUGUCUUAAUAGAUCUAUUUCUGAUAAGAAAGUUAAAGACAGUGCACAGUAAAUAAACCGUAUUUUAAUGUGUUACAAAAGGAAUUAAUAGUCAGGCUACCUCUCCCAACAGAUGUCCAGUACUACUAGGUUUGACAAAGACUUCCUUUAAAUAGCUUGAGAUCAAACAGCUUUUCACGUUAUCCUUUUUUCUUUCUUUGCAUCUGUUUUGUAACACAAAUACCAUAUACAUUCAUGGUUAAUUUUUUUCACAUAGAGGCAGUCUGCACAAAGCCCAUAUCUUACAAAAGCUGUUACGGCUGGUGAAUCAUAUCUGUAAGAGAUUACUUGCAUUUGACUGUGUAUCAUAUCGCCAAAAUAAUAUACAAAAAUCAGUUCAAGAAAAUUACUUCAGUAACAACCGAGAGACAGGACAAGAAAGUGAGCAAGAGUAGUAGUGUGUCAAACUUUGAGCUAAAGCACAAAGCAAAAAAAUUGUUUUUAAAUUUGUCAGGUAUUCUCUUAAUGAGAAAUGUAAAAAGACUGAAAACAUCUCA
This is a messenger RNA of Lagopus leucura (white-tailed ptarmigan), 6727 nucleotides long. It is a transcript of the gene LONP2, whose product is annotated as lon peptidase 2, peroxisomal. Gene Ontology annotation, cellular component: peroxisomal matrix. The record is from RefSeq and is a predicted model, not a curated record. Gene Ontology annotation, molecular function: serine-type endopeptidase activity; ATP-dependent peptidase activity; ATP binding. Lineage: Eukaryota; Metazoa; Chordata; Aves; Galliformes; Phasianidae. Bases 40 to 2598 code for a protein of 852 amino acids. The transcript is spliced from 15 exons. Gene Ontology annotation, biological process: protein processing; protein targeting to peroxisome; protein quality control for misfolded or incompletely synthesized proteins.